This is a messenger RNA of Penaeus vannamei (Pacific white shrimp), 1119 nucleotides long. Lineage: Eukaryota; Metazoa; Arthropoda; Malacostraca; Decapoda; Penaeidae. The record is from RefSeq and is a predicted model, not a curated record.
UUACAACAUGAAAGUUCUUGUAUUAGUUUCAGCACUGCUUGCUGCUACGUAUGCAGCUCCUCAAGGGUACAAUCUGCAAAGACCAACUGGAACUACCCUGUCAACCGGCCCCGGGCAUUCGACAGGAGGCGGACUCACUAUCGGAAGCGGUUCCGGCCAUGGUGUAGGAGUUGGUAUUGUUACUGGAUCUGGACACGGCGCAGGAAUUUCGGUUGGCGGUGUAGGAAGUGGCAUUGCCUCUGCAUCUGGCCAUGGCGUAGGAACUGGUAUUUCCGGUGGAGGAAGUCAAGGUGCUGAAAUUUUGGAACCAUGUGGGGAAGGACAAGUUAGACAUGUGGACGGUUCUUGCGUUACACCAGUCGUGAACAGGAAGGUAUUCGUCUUCGAUGUUCCCGAACAAAAAGGACCCAUUGGUCCUCCACCAAGUGUUCCUCCUCCAAGAGUUGAUCAUAACAUUCUCUUCGUGCGACUUCCCGAAGAAGGAGAAGGACCUGAACCCAUCGUUAUUCCCCCACCAAGACAGGAGAACAUCGUCUAUGUACUCAACAAGAAGGACGAACAGGCUCAGCGUGUCAUCGAAGUACCAGCCCAUCCUCCAUCUGAUCCCGAAAUCUACUUCGUCAAUUAUGAAGAGGGUGAGAACCCAACUCUACCCAUUGGUGUGGAUCUCAAUACUGCUCUUGGUUCAGCGGCUGAAGCCGGUGGACAGGUAAUUGGAUCUGCCGGCGCUGGAUUAGGCGGUAAUGUUGGAGGAGUUGGUGGAGUAGGCGGAGGCAGUGGCUUUGGAACAGUUAGCGGAGGAUUAGGUGGAGCUGGAGCAGGCAGUGGCUUUGGAACUGUUAGCGGAGGAUUAGGUGGAGCUGGAGCAGGCAGUGGCUUUGGAACUGUUAGCGGAGGAUUAGGUGCUGGUGCAGGCAGUGGCUUUGGAACUGUUAGCGGAGGAUUGGGUGGAUCUGGUGCAGGCAGUGGAUUUGGAGCAGUAAGCGGAGGUGUAGGAAGCUCUCCUUCUGGAUUAUAUACCACUCCCUAAAUGAACUGCAUCGCCGAUUGUAUUUAAAUUAUGAACAAAGAAGACAAAAUAAAAGUAUACUCUAUUUCUUAAUAUAUGAUAAAUUUCGA